Messenger RNA from Mustela erminea (ermine), 3387 nucleotides. RefSeq lists its product as uncharacterized. NCBI's taxonomy places the organism in Eukaryota, Metazoa, Chordata, Mammalia, Carnivora, Mustelidae. Gene Ontology annotation, molecular function: aspartic-type endopeptidase activity; RNA-DNA hybrid ribonuclease activity; nucleic acid binding. Gene Ontology annotation, biological process: virion assembly; proteolysis. The record is from RefSeq and is a predicted model, not a curated record.
AUGUUCACCCAUCAGCCCACCUGGGAUGAUUGUCAGCAGCUCUUGCGUAUCCUAUUCACUACCGAAGAAAGAGAGAGAAUCCAGGUGGAAGCAAGGAAGCUGGUUCCCGGAGACGAUGGCAGACCAACCAUGAAUCCAGACCUCAUCAAUGCGAGUUUCCCUUUAACUAGGCCCAACUGGGACUACAACACGGCCGAAGGUAGGGGACGGCUACUCAUUUAUCGCCAGACUCUAAUGGCGGGUCUCAGGGCUGCUGCCCGCAAGCCCACCAAUUUGGCCAAGGUGUAUGCAGUUUUGCAAGGUAAGACAGAGAGUCCAGCAGCAUUUCUAGAGAGAUUAAUGGAAGCCUUUAGGCAGUUUACGCCUAAGGAUCCUGAAGCCCCUGAGAAUCAGGCAGCAGUAGUCACGUCUUUUGUAAAUCAGGCAGCAUCAGACAUUAAAAACAAACUACAGAAACUAGAGGACCUAGAGGGCAAACAGAUUCAAGAUCUACUCCGCAUUGCACAACGGGUUUAUAAUGCCCGAGAUACCCCGGAGGAUAAGCAACUCAAAAGAAAAGGGACAUUGGCACGUAAUUGCCCCCCAAAAAAUAAGCGUAGACCGCAACCAUGGGGAACGAAACCCAGCCCCACUCUGGUUACCCGAGAUUCAGAAUACAGGGGAUGGGGUUCGGAUCCCCUCCCCAAGCCCAGGGUAACCCUACAAGUGGAGGGGAAUCCUGUACAAUUUCUGGUUGACACCGGAGCUCAUCAUUCAGUGUUGACCAGACCCCAUGGAGAAGUUUCAGACAAAUUUUCCUGGGUCCAGGGAGCCACUGGGACUAAAAGGUACCCUUGGACAACUCAACGGACUGUUAACUUAGGUACAGGAGAAGUAAUUCAUUCAUUCCUCAUCAUCCCUGAUAGCCCUUGCCCUCUGUUGGGAAGAAACUUACUCACCAAGAUGGGAGCGCACAUUUAUUUUCAACCCGACGGCCCCACGGUAACUAGCUCUCAGACCUUGCCAUUAUCAAUACUCACAAUGCGUUUGGAGGACGAACAUCUACUCCACCAAACCACCCCCCCUUCCCAGGAACUCAACAUUGAGUCCUGGCUUCACCGAUUCCCUAAAGCCUGGGCAGAAACAGGAGGCAUGGGGCUGGCUAGACAUCGGCCAGCCCUCUUCAUAGAGCUAAAGCCUGGGGCUGACCCCGUCCGAGUCAAACAGUACCCCAUGCCCAUGGAAGCCAAAUCGGGCAUCACCCCACAUAUUAGAUGUCUCCUGGACUCAGGUGUGCUACGCCCCUGUCACUCGCCCUGGAACACACCUUUGUUACCGGUGCGUAAACCCAAUAGCGGGGACUACCGACCUGUACAAGACCUAAGGGAAGUUAAUAAACGGGUUAUGGACAUACACCCUACUGUCCCUAACCCCUAUACUCUCCUCAGUGCCCUGGGGCCCACCAGAAUAUGGUACACAGUUCUUGACUUAAAGGAUGCUUUUUUUAGCUUGCCCUUGGCCCCCAAGAGCCAGGAUCUUUUCGCCUUUGAAUGGACAGACCCUGAGAGAGGUAUAAGUGAACAGUUGACAUGGACUCGCCUCCCACAAGGGUUCAAAAACUCGCCUACCCUGUUUGAUGAGACCCUCCACGAGGAUUUAAGUGAAUAUAGAAAGCAAAAUCCUGAUAUAACACUCGUGCAAUAUGUAGAUGAUCUCUUAAUAGCUGCAGAUUCCCAACAGGCCUGCCUACAAGGAACUGAAAACCUCCUCCAGGCUCUCGACCUGGGGUACCGGGUCUCAGCGAAAAAGGCCCAAAUUUGCAAGUCUGAGGUAAUGUACCUGGGAUACUUAUUGAAAGGGGGACAAAAAUGGCUCACCGACGCCCGCAAGAACAGUGUACUCCGCAUUCCCCGACCUGCUACACCACGGCAGGUAAGAGAAUUCUUGGGGACGGCAGGGUACUGUCGAUUGUGGAUACCGGGCUUCGCUGAGAUGCCCAAACCCCUGUACGUAGCCUCUAAAACUCAGCAGACCUUUGAGUGGACGGAAGAGGCAGAACGGGCUUUCCAACAGGUGAAAAAGGCCUUCCUUUCAUCCCCGGCGCUAAGACUGCCAGAUGUAUCCAAACCAUUCCACCUAUACGUGGAUGAACAUAAUGGGGUGGCUAAGGCAGUGUUGACCCAACAUCUAGGCCCCUGGCCUAGACCCAUAGCAUACCUGUCAAAGAAACUAGACCCGGUAGCAGCAGGACGGCCCCCCUGCCUCCGAAUGAUAGCAGCCACCGCCUUGAUGGUAAAGGACGCUGAUAAACUGUCACUGGGUCAAGAAUUACGAGUGACCACUCCACACGCCAUUGAAAGCGUCCUCAAACAUGCCCCUGACCGAUGGGUGAGCAACGCUCGCAUGGUCCACUACCAGGGACUAUUGCUCAAUCCUACGAGGAUAGUCUAUACUUCCCCUCAGGCCCUAAACCCCGCAUCACUACUGCCUGACCCAGACCUGGAUGCUCCCCUCCAUGACUGUAUUGACAUCUUAGCCCAGGUCUAUGGGCUACGGGAAGACCUGCAGGACUAUCCACUAACAGACGCUGAAGUCGUUUGGUUCAUUGACGGCAGCAGUUUCGUCCGCGAAGGACAAAGGUAUGCAGGGGCCGCAGUCACAUCAGAGACGGAAAUUAUCUGGGCUGGUGCAUUGCCUCCGGGCACCUCAGCGCAAAAAGCGGAGCUAAUCGCCCUGACACAGGCCCUCAAAUUAGGGCAGGGCCUCCGGAUGACUGUAUAUACAGACAGCCGGUAUGCCUUCGCCACGGCCCACGUCCAUGGGGCAAUCUAUAGGGAGAGGGGAUUACUCAUCACCGCCGAGCGAAAGGACAUCAAAAACAAGGACGAAGUUCCGGCCUUACUAGCAGCCAUCUGGGCCCCUAAGAAAUUGGCCAUAGUCCACUGUUCUGGACACCAAAAACCAAGCGAUCCAGUCUCUAGGGGAAACAAUUUUGCUGAUCAGACUGCUCGCCAAGUAGCCUGUAGCAAAGUCCCAACGCUACUAAUACAACCACCCAACCCGGGACCCCGAGAACUGCCACCUCAUCAGGAAUACUCUGAAAAAGACAUCGCAUGGAUGAGUAAACUCCCAAUGGCCCAGGUUAAGGAUGGCUGGUGGCGAGAUAUGAAAAAUAACAUCAUCCUCCCCGAGGCCAUGGGACAAGAAGUUCUAGAGCGAAUUCACCAAACAACUCAUUUAGGUUCCAGACGGCUACAGGACCUUAUGCGACAAUCCAAACUAUCUAUCAGAAAUGUCGUUGAAAAAUCAGAAAGAAUUGCCACCGGAUGUGCAGCUUGCCAACUUCAAAACGCCUGCCCACACUCCUCUAUAACCGGAUCCUGAGAGAGGGGAACCCUGCCGGGAGCC